Colletotrichum godetiae is the source of this 1089-nucleotide messenger RNA. RefSeq lists its product as uncharacterized. The transcript has a single exon. The record is from RefSeq and is a predicted model, not a curated record. Bases 299 to 943 code for a protein of 214 amino acids. NCBI's taxonomy places the organism in Eukaryota, Fungi, Ascomycota, Sordariomycetes, Glomerellales, Glomerellaceae.
CCUCCGCAGACCUCGUGGGAAAGAAACCGUUUGCGCUGCGAUCUAGCGUAUACCGACCAACGAGCGUGGGACGUUCCAACUUACAUUCCAGCGGCGAGCGGGUUCGAUGUCUGCGUCGUUUCGUCGACAGACGCCCAAAAAAAGAAUGUCCCAGGCAACAGGUUUGACCGAUCCGGGUUUGCUCAUUCACACGCCUCGUUCCAUUCCAACGGGUGAGGCAGGGUUUGGAUGGGCACUUAUCUCCGGGGGUGUGUAAAAAAUAGAAAGACCAAAAGAAAGAAGGAGGAGAAGGAGGAAAAUGAAAAGAGACAUUAUUCGUAGGCAUUGGGCGCCAUGUUCGGGCCGAGGAGGUAAGGUAGAGUUAGUUGCUGGCGUGGUUCUGGUUCUGUCCAUGUUUCAAGGAACCAAAAUCGCGAGAAACAAGAAAAGACUGAAAGAAAACACUAGAUCGAGAUCUUCAAUUUGCUGCUGCUGCUGUUGCUGCUGCUGGAUCCGACGGGAUGGGCAAUGGCAUGGCAUGGCACAUGCAAUGCUGGAGAAUUUCUCCCCAACCACCACCCCACCCCUUCUCAUAUACCACACAUCCCUGUAUCCCCCAUUCUCUCUCUCCCUACUCUCCUUGGCUAUGCCGGACUUGGGAGAGAGAACGAGAGAAAUGGGAGACAAAACUUCUCUGGAAGUUGUCUUCAACCGUCUGAUCGGGAUCACCAAGGCCGAUCGGCAUGGGCAGCAUGGUGCCAUGGGGAAUUGGCUGGGCCGCGCGGAUUUUUUCUUGUCUUGCAAUGGCGCGGGCUCAAACAGCUACAGGCUCUCGGUGGAAUGCAUCGUAGGUUUUUGGUUAGGUAUCUGGGGGGUUUUUUUUUUCCGUUUACUAGCUGCGUGGCACAGAGACAUUUUGGUGAGACAAGACAUCGCUCUGGGAACUGUGUUCAUGGUGUACUGAUUAACAUCUCGAUGGUUGAUGGUGCCAGCCGCGUGGGCGACCUUACACAUGAGCAAGAAGUGGAAGCGUAAGACAGAGGAAAGCAAUCGAGUAUGUUUGUUCAACGUGUGUUUGUAUUUUGGCCUUACCGCUGGCUGUGAACCAAG